Auanema sp. JU1783 is the source of this 1362-nucleotide messenger RNA. NCBI's taxonomy places the organism in Eukaryota, Metazoa, Nematoda, Chromadorea, Rhabditida, Rhabditidae. The record is from the annotation of a GenBank genome assembly.
AUGGCUCCUAAUGGAAAAAUGCGAGAGAUUAUCUCUCUUCAUGUUGGACAAGCAGGUGUCCAAAUUGGAAAUGCUUGCUGGGAGUUGUAUUGCUUAGAACAUGGAAUUUUGCCUGAUGGAACCAUGCCUAGUGAUCAGUCCGUUGGUGUUGAAGAUUCUAGUUUCAACACUUUUUUCUCGGAAACUCAAAGUGGAAAACACGUUCCGCGAGCUAUUCUCAUUGAUUUGGAGCCAACCGUUGUUGAUGAAGUACGCACUGGAACAUAUGCGAAAUUGUUUCAUCCUGAGCAACUUAUAACUGGAAAAGAGGAUGCUGCCAAUAACUAUGCGAGAGGACAUUAUACCAUUGGAAAGGAACUUAUUGAUGUUUGCAUGGAUCGCAUAAGACGACUCACAGAGUCCUGCCAAUCUCUGCAAGGUUUUCUCAUUUUCCAUUCAUUUGGUGGAGGAACAGGCAGUGGGUUUGCCUCAUUGAUGAUGGAAAGACUAUCAGUUGAUUAUGGAAAAAAGGCUAAGCUUGAGUUCAGUAUAUAUCCAGCUCCCCAAAUUAGUACAUCUAUGGUUGAGCCGUACAAUUCUUUACUGACUACUCACACUACCCUGGAACAUGCCGACUGCUCCUUUAUGCUGGAUAACGAAGCCAUUUAUGAUAUUUGCAAACAAAAUUUGAGUAUCAGAAGUCCCACGUAUACCAAUUUGAAUCGGUUGAUAGCACAAGUUGUUUCCUCCAUAACUGCUUCUCUCCGAUUCGAUGGAGCCUUGAAUGUGGAUUUGACUGAAUUUCAGACUAAUCUCGUUCCUUAUCCACGUAUUCACUUCCCUCUCGUUACAUACGCUCCAAUCAUUUCAUCGGAGAAAGCUUUCCAUGAACAACUAACAGUUUCUGAAAUAACGAAUAAAUGCUUUGAAAGCGGAAGUCAAAUGGUCAAAUGUGAUCCCAGGAAUGGAAAGUAUAUGGCUUGCUGCCUUCUUUUCAGAGGGGAUGUUGUCCCGAAGGAUAUCAACUCUGCGAUCGCAGUUAUUAAAACCAAGCGAGCCAUUCAGUUUGUGGAUUGGUGCCCCACGGGAUUCAAAGUUGGUAUCAACUUCCAACCACCUACUGUAGUUCCUGGAGGCGAUUUGGCUAAACUGCAAAGAGCUGUCUGUAUGUUGUCUAAUACAACAGCCAUUCAAGAAGCAUGGGCUCGGUUAGAUCACAAAUUCGACCUAAUGUAUGCCAAAAGAGCGUUCGUUCAUUGGUAUGUAGGAGAAGGUAUGGAAGAAGGGGAAUUCAGUGAGGCUCGUGAAGACAUGGCUGCGUUGGAAAAAGAUUAUGAAGAGGUCGGUGUGGACUCAUUUGACCCUAACGAGGAUGAUUAUUGA